This is a messenger RNA of Emericellopsis atlantica, 1117 nucleotides long. RefSeq names its product ThiJ/PfpI family protein. Bases 277 to 942 code for a protein of 221 amino acids. The transcript is spliced from 2 exons. The record is from RefSeq and is a predicted model, not a curated record. Lineage: Eukaryota; Fungi; Ascomycota; Sordariomycetes; Hypocreales; Bionectriaceae.
UUGCAAAAGCGUAUGAACCGAUACAAUGUAGGACCUGUGUUCUUCGGCGUAACUGUUGCCCGCUGCAUCAUCAGUCGCCGAAGCUGCCCGGAUACAAGUCGGGCGUUCAAGUACGGAGUAGAGCACGUCGGAAUACUGCAAGUCUGGCCGUGUCCGAGCGUGACUACGAGUAUAGUGGCUAUUGGUAUAUAAUGAGGUACAAUGACGGCUUUAUUGGGAGAAGCAUAAUUCAUCUUCCUCACUACAACUCACUCUCAAGCUUACAAGUCCGACAUCAUGUCUGCUCCUAUUCACAUCGGCGUCUUCAUUCCCAAUGAGGCCCAGUUCCUCGACACGGCCACUGUCGAUGUCCUGGGAAGCAUGUCGAGGGAGUACCUGGAAUUGGUUCCCAUCCCCCAACAGAUCAUCGACAUGGCGCCCAAGACGACCAUCUCGUACAUCACGUCGCCGCGAAACGGCAAGGACAUCCCGAUGACUUCAGGCGGCAGGCUCAAGGCCACGCAUCACUAUGGUGACGCCGACGUUGCGCCUGGCAAGCUGAGCGUCAUUGUGGUCCCGGGUCCGUACCCGGAUGCCAAGUUUGAUAAGGAGGGCUUGCAGUGGCUCCACGACCACAGCCAGAUUGAGGGCGUCGACAUUCUGAGCGUGUGCACCGGUGUCCUUGUCUGCGGCGAGGCGGGUAUCUUGGAGGGCAAGACGGUCAGUGGGCCCAAGAUGAUGCAGGACGAGUUGCAGAAGAAGUAUCCUACUGCCACUUUCACCGGCGCAAAUCAGAGAUGGGUCAGGGAUGGCAACCUUUGGUCCAGUGGUGGUGUUACCAAUGGCAACGACCUGAUGGCAGCGUUUGCGAGGGAAUCGGGCAGAUGGCCUCAGCCAGUGGUCGAUCUUGGUCUGGAAAUAACAGACGUCGGCGACAGGAAGCAGUUCUAUAACGAGUCGUAAGUUCACUCGUUGAUGAAGAUAUCAUGGGUGGAGGUGGAUGGUGCAGUGAUGCAAUGCCAGCCUGCCAGUGGGAGUUUGGGUGGGGCGCGGCCGUUGCUGAGACAGCCACCGAUUAGAGUCUUAUCGCGCGCUAUGAUUCGUCACAGGCUCACCGCUGUGGGGCUUCCAAAAAUUU